CCCUUCCGCCGUUCCCCAAUCUCUCCAUUCCAUCGCCACACCUACCUCGCCGCCGCCGCCGCCGCCGCCGCCCCGACCCGUAUCCCUUGCCGCCAUGGCCUCCCCGGCGCCGGCGCCCCCCGCGGCCGCCGCGACCCACUCCCCUCCCCCGCGCAUCGGGCUCGCCGGCCUCGCCACCAUGGGCCAGAACCUCGCGCUCAACAUCGCCGAGAAGGGGUUCCCGAUCUCCGUCUACAACCGCACCGCCGCCAAGGUGGACUCCACGCUCGUCCGCGCGCGCGACGAGGGCGCGCUUCCGGUGCUGGGCCACCGCGACCCGCGCGGGUUCGUGCUCUCCCUCGCCCGGCCCCGCACCGUCGUGCUCCUCGUCCAGGCGGGCCCCGCCGUCGACGCCACCAUCGACGCCCUCACCCCCUACCUCGAGCCCGGCGACGCCAUCGUCGACGGCGGCAACGAGUGGUACCAGAACACGGAGCGCCGCAUCGAGGAGGCCGCGGCGCGCGGGAUCCUGUACCUCGGGAUGGGGGUGUCCGGCGGGGAGGAAGGCGCGCGGAACGGGCCCUCGCUCAUGCCCGGCGGCCACGUCGACGCCUACAACAACAUCAGAGACAUCCUCGAGAAGGCUGCGGCACAGACGGAGGACGGGGCCUGCGUCACCUUCGUCGGGCCCGGUGGGGCUGGCAACUUCGUCAAGAUGGUGCACAAUGGUAUCGAGUAUGGCGAUAUGCAGCUCAUCGCAGAGGCCUACGAUGUGCUCCGCAGAGUCGGGGGCCUGUCGAAUUCGGAGAUUGCUGAUGUGUUUGAUGAGUGGAACAAGGGGGAGCUCGAGAGCUUCUUGGUUGAGAUCACCGCAGACAUUUUCACUGUGGCUGACCCACUGGAUGGGAGCGGCGGGGCGCUGGUUGACAAGAUUCUCGACAAGACUGGGAUGAAGGGGACUGGGAAAUGGACGGUGCAGCAGGCCGCAGAGCUAGCAGUGGCUGCACCCACCAUUGCUGCAUCGCUUGAUGGGAGGUACUUGUCAGGGUUGAAGGAUGAGCGAGUCGCAGCUGCUGGUGUGCUGGAGGAGGAGGGGAUGCCAGCCGGGCUGUUGGAAAAAAUCAAUGUUGAUAAGAAAGUGCUGGUGGAUAGGGUGAGGCAGGCGCUUUAUGCAUCGAAGAUUUGCAGCUAUGCGCAGGGCAUGAAUCUGAUACGAGCCAAGAGCGUGGAGAAGGGAUGGAACCUUAACCUUGCGGAGCUUGCCAGGAUCUGGAAGGGUGGGUGCAUUAUCCGUGCAAGGUUUCUUGAUAGGAUCAAGAGGGCAUACGACAGGAACCCUGAGCUCGCCAAUUUGAUUGUCGACAGAGAGUUUGCAAGGGAGAUGGUGCAGCGACAGAAUGCGUGGAGAUGGGUUGUAGCACGGGCAGUGGAGGCUGGCAUUAGCACUCCAGGAAUGACUGCUAGUCUUUCCUACUUCGACACCUACAGGUCCAGUAGGUUGCCUGCAAAUCUGAUCCAAGCGCAGAGGGACCUGUUUGGGGCACACACCUAUGAGCGAAUUGAUCGUCCGGGUUCAUUCCACACUGAAUGGACCAAGCUGGCAAGGAGGAGCAAUGGUGCAGCCAUUUGAGGACUUGGUAUCAGCAGUUCUGUCAGUUACUCUGGGUGAUGUCUCUUUGUGGGUUCUCUUUCAUUUCACUAUUGUUGUCUCUAUGAUCCUAGAUCUGAGUUGUGUACUUCGAAUGAAUAAUGAUGUAUUGUGCUGUUUGCACGCGAAGAACAUUGUGUAGCUUCAGUUUUACUUUGGUCUAGGUACACCCAGUUUGAUAUGCUUAAUUUUGGUUGCAAUAACAAUAAUGCCUCUCAAAUGAUGCUGUCUUUGAA
Messenger RNA from Setaria italica (foxtail millet), 1863 nucleotides. Its product is annotated as 6-phosphogluconate dehydrogenase, decarboxylating 2, chloroplastic. The transcript has a single exon. Gene Ontology annotation, biological process: pentose-phosphate shunt, oxidative branch; pentose-phosphate shunt. Gene Ontology annotation, molecular function: phosphogluconate 2-dehydrogenase activity; phosphogluconate dehydrogenase (decarboxylating) activity; NADP binding. The coding region runs from base 95 to 1609 and encodes 504 amino acids. The record is from RefSeq and is a predicted model, not a curated record. Gene Ontology annotation, cellular component: cytosol. Lineage: Eukaryota; Viridiplantae; Streptophyta; Magnoliopsida; Poales; Poaceae.